UUCCGGUCUUCAAAAUUAAACAUGAACUCGAGGCGGAUAUUUGAUUAAAAGGUCGCUACUCGACACAGUUCACUUGCGUCACACCGACUAUUGGUUGAAAUAUCAUUCCGCCACGGUCCGAAUUUAUCCACUUUCACCUCCGUGGAGUGAUAAGACUGAAAGCAUUUGUAGCGGUGCAAGCUUACCGGCGGCUAGCUGGUAGAGGGAAUGGAGAAAGCGAAAGAAGAUGCAUUCGACCACGCCAGACUUGAAGUGAUCAAAGAUGGCUACGACCGGGGCUUUGAAUGCAUCAACAAGGCGCUGACGGCCGACGAGGCCGGAGACAAGCGUCAGGCUUUGGAGCUCUACGGGAAGGGUCGGAAGCACCUCCUCCGGGGUAUCAGUGUGCCCUCGCAAGGUGGCGAGUGCAGGGGUGCCUCCUGGGACUCGGCCCGGGAGAUGCAGCGGAAAAUGCAGGAGACGCUGGACAACAUCACCACGCGCCUCGCCGCGCUGGAGAUGGCCGCCGGCGAUCAGCGUUGCGUCUACCCGCGACUCCCUGUCGAAGAUGGAAGUACGCCCACAUGUCCGCCGGACCGACCCCCUGCCUAUUCCCCCCGAGCGGCCGAGGGCCAUCUAUCUAUCUCAUACGGGACCGAGUCGGGCGAGCUGUCCUUGGUGGGCGACGACUUCUACAGCCGGACGUCCAGCGCCGCGUCGUCCCCGCAAAGCGCGGGCGAGGAUGCGGAGGAGCUGCUGUGCAUCCCGCAAGGGGUGCAGAUAUUCUUCGUGACCCCCGAGGGCCACGUGAGCGCCCCGUCGUACCCGGGCUACCUGCGGUUAGUCAAGUUCACUGAGACGGCACCUGGCAGACCGCCGGCGUUUCUGCAGGUGUGCGACUGGCUGUAUCCACUCAUGUCGGCAAACUCGCCUGCCUUAUUGUGCAACACCGGCGUGUUCAUGUUCCCCGACAUGAUGGCACCAGCGCCGGGCCACUUCGUGGGCGUGGUUCUAUCCUCCGAAUUGCCGGCCACCGACCGAGAGCUGUUCCGGGAUCUGCUGGAUCAGAUGACAGACCUCAGAGUGCAGGAUGGGGACGAGGCCUCCGAGCACAUCAAUCUCGGCAACAAAGUGUCCGUCGUCACACCUGCUCGGGAACCGACCGAGGGCGCGGCGGUAGCGGAGGAGGACAAGAAUCUGCCCGAGUGGAGCGAGAAGGUCGCCAACGGGAUUCUCACUGGGGCUUCGUGGUUGAGCUGGGGUCUGGUCAAAGGUGCAGAGUUAACGGGCAAGGCUAUCCACAAGGGGGCGUCCAAGCUCCGAGAGCACAUGACGCCAGAAGACAAGCCCGCGCACGUCAGCCCCACCGUCACCAAAGGCCUCCACGUGGCCAAGCAGGCCACGGGCGGCGCUGUCAAAGUCAGCCAGUUCCUAGUGGACGGCGUCUGCGCCGUGGCCGGCUGCGUGGGUCGGGAGCUGGCGCCGCACGUUAAGAAGCACGGCGGGAAGCUCGUUCCCGAGUCCAUGCGCAAAGACAAGGACGGGCGCUCCAACAUUGACGGGGCGAUGGUUGUGGCUGCCAGUGGAGUGCAAGGGUUCGCCACCAUGUGGACAGGUUUGGAAGUGGCGGCCAAGAACAUCACAUCGAGUGUGGCCUCUGAGACGGUCACUACAGUCAAACACAAAUUUAGGGGUCUACAAAACCUCUUUGACCCACCUAACAGCAACAAGUACGGCGCGGCGGCCGGGCAGGCCACAGACAAUGCGGUCAACUCUGCCAUCAAUGUGGGCGUCGCCGCCUUCAACAUCGACAACCUGGGCGUCAAAGCGGUGGUCAAACGGACGGGGAAGCACACGGCUCAGGCCAUCUUGGAGGACUACAAGCUUCAAGAACCAGAGAAUACGCAGAAACAAGUGGAGAAAUCCAGCAAGUAGCUCCAACCCUCAAGCACCCUAAACCACUUUUGCCUUAAAGUUCUAAAAAUUGUGAUUACAUAUCAUUUGUAUUGACAAGUAAUUGCUUUCAUACCUAACUUAUUAACAGUUAAUUGUAUUCUGUGAAAUAAAUCUACGUAAUAUAUAUUAUAAAUUAUACUAAGUCAACUUUUCAAAGUGUAGCAGAAGGAGGGAGUUUAUUUUCUCAAAUCCUGUGUGUAAAGUUUGUUAGAAUUGCGGUUAACAUUCCUACUACUGAUAUUUGUGCCUAUAACUACUAAUGUUUUGAAGCCAUAAAAAAUAUAUAUUUUCAAACCAAAGACGAAAAUCUUACUGUCACUUUCAUAAUUUGGUCAGAAAUGUUGAACGGUUAUCCCUAAUUUAAAUGUAGAUCUAUACGUGUGAAAGUACAUGUUAAAAUGUGACUGCAGUGCUGCUAUAUUCAAAUCAUUGUACUCAAGACUAGAAACUUUUGUCGUCGAGUCACAUGGUUGUUAACUUCAAGUUUAUUCAAACUGACUAAUCGGCACUUUUCUGUCUGAAAAUGUGAAUUAACUUAAGCCUUUUCCGCCUAAUUAGCAUGUGCGGGCUAAUAACUGCAUAUUCUUGGGCUGAUAUGUAAAUUCUGACAUGAUGCUAGUAAAUUACUUUAUUACUCUAUUCUUUGGAUGAUGUGGUGUUAAUUAGGGCUGUCCCAAACGACUAAUUUUCUCCCGAUUAGUCAGACGACUAUUUUUACGAUUAGUCGACUAAUCUAAUAAUUAAAAAAAAUAUUUUUUUUUUGUUUUCUAAUUUAGCAAUGAAAUUUUUGUUGACGCUUAUCAAUUCACAAAAAACAUAUUGGAACACUUAAAUUAUUUAUUAAAGUACAAAUAAACACGUAAAUAACAAUAAUAAAUCACAAAUAAACAAUGAGUUCAAAUGCUGAUAGAAUUAACUAGUGUAGCAUCCCGAUUGAAAAGAUGGUCUCUUAAACUGAUGGUUUACAACUUUUAUUCCAUCCUUGAUGUAAUCACACUGUAAAAGCUACGGUGCACACAAAUAAAACAACACAAUUAGAAAUUAACGAAAACUUUUCACCUUUUUCCUUUUAAACCUUAUUUAUAUAUCAAUGAAUUGCCUAUAUGAAUUGCCUUUACCUUAAUUUAUUACCUUAUCAUUAACAAUCUCUCCCUUAAGUGCAAUCACUGUAUAUACUGUAUAUAUUUAUGACCUUUUAACCUUAUAUAAUUUUCUAUACCAUAAAAUAAACCAUAACAUGAAAUAAACCUUUCAGUUAGCAUUAAGAACAAUACUAAUAGCACUUAUAGGCCCAUUGUCAAUGAAACAUUAUUAUUUAGUAAGGCGACAGCACCCUCUGGUGUACAAAAAAUGGAGAAAAAAAAAUAAAAAAAUUACAAACUGGGUUACGGCGCUUGAGGUGUUUAUUCACGGCCUACGUGCAGCCAAGCUUGGCAUUGAAGAGACAGGACGGAAGAGUGUACGCUCCUUUGUUUCUUUGAAAUAAGUCAAUGUUUUGGACACUGUGGUGCGCUUUUUUGGCUUUGUGCCGCUUUCCCCGCUUGCAUACAGAGCAUCUGACAUUCUGAACUUUCCGCGCACAUAUUUUUUUAACCCUUCAUUAACCGUCGACGGGAUGUUGUGCUCGUCGACGGAUUUACGUCAUCGAUGACGUCGACUAUGUCGACUAGUCGGGACAGCUCUAGUGUUAAUGUGAUAUUUGUUGUCUAUAGAAAAAACUAAAGAUUGAAUGCUUUACACUCAGCCUCUGUUGAAGUGUUAGCCUAGCAUAGCUAAAGUUACCUAGCUGGCUACAGAAUUACAUUUUGUUGUAGUCAAUCUAAAUGCAAGCUUAAUUCAAUUUUAGAUGAAUGCUUUUUAGGUGUUUAUUUAGGAGAAGAGGGCUGGUGUUUGUGAAACCUAAUAUACUUUAUUUGACCUCAAAAUCCAACUCUUUGAAGCUACUCGCUACUGCUAACCUUUACUGUAAAGUUACCCAAAAUAUAACGCAAUGUACACUGCUGCUGGCCAAAAGUAUUGGCUCAUUUUCUCCCAAAAAGUGAUUGCAAUUCCAAAUGCUUUGGUAGUAAUAUCUUCAUUUGUUUUGCUUGCAUUGAAAAAAAAAAAACAAAGGAGAAUGGGGGGGGAUUUCAAUCAUUAUCAUUUUCCACAAAACUCCAAAAAUGGGCCAGACAAAAAUAUUGGCACCCUUUGAAAAAUCAUGUGAUGCUUCUCUAAUUUGUGUAAUUAACAGCCCCUGUUACUUACCUGUGGCACAAAACAGGUGUUGGCAAUCACUAAAUAGCACUUUCAGCCAGUUGAAAUGGAUUAAAAUUGACUCAACCUCUGUCCUGUGUUCUUGAGUGUACGACAUUGAGCAUGGAGAAAAGAACUCAAGACUCGGGAAGAAAUCUUAAGGCUACAGGUCCAUCUCCAAAGACCUGAAUGUUCCUGUGUCUACCGUGCGCAGUGUCAUCAGUAAGUGUAAAGCCGAUGGCACUGUGGCUAACCUCCCUAGAUGUAGACGGAAAAGAAAAAUUGAAGAGAGAUUUCAGUAAAAGAUUGUGCGGAUGGUGGAUAAAGAACCUCGACUAACAUUCAAACAAGUUCAAGCUGUCCCCCAGUUCGAGGGUACAACAAUGUCAACUCGUACUAUCUGUCGGCGUCUGAGUGAAAAGGGACUCUAUGGUAGGAUACCCAGGAAGACCCCACUUCUGAACCAGAGACAUAAAAAAGCCAGGGUGGAGUUUACCAAAACCGACCUGAGAAAGCCAAAAAUGUUUUGGAAGAAUGUUCUCUGGUCAGAUGAGACAAAAGUAGAGCUUUCUGGGGAAAGGCAUCAACAGGAAAAAAAUCGAGGCCUUCAAAGUAAAGAACGCGGUCCCCACAGUCAAACAUGGCGGAGGUUCCAUGAUGUUUUAGGGUUGCUUUGCUGCCUCUGGCACUGGACUGCUUGACUGUGUGCAUGGCAUUAUGAAUCAUUUUCUGGGAGAAAUUGAGCCAAUACUUUUGGCCAGCAGUGUAGCUACAUGUUUACGUUUUGUUGUAGUCAAUCUAAACGCAAACUUAAUAGUCCUAAAAAGCAUUUAUCUCAAAAAAGAAUUAUUUAGGAGAAGAUGUGAUUCGCUAACCGGUGUCUGUGAAACUUAAAAUAAACUACUUAAAAAUCAACUCUUUUUUUAUACUUUCUAGUGCUAGCCUCAAUCGUAAAGUUACCCAAAAUAUAAUGCCAUAGAUUUCAUAUAUCUACAAUUUAAUGGUAUACAUUGGUAUAAUAUAUUUCACGUUUUACAUAUAUUGAUAGGCUACGUGAAAUUGGAAUGAACAGUUUCACUUGUAGAGCUGAAGUUAAACAAGCUACACUUUUCAAGUUAAGUAUCUAUUGGGGUCCAAUGUAAAUUUGUGUCCUUUCAAGUUAUCAGAAUAAUUAACUGACAAUCGGGGGUUAAUUUGUGCCGUAUCCCGCCGGAACAAGAUCCGGCACCUCUUCAUUUUUACCUCCCAUUGUUCCGGGACUUAUUUGGGCAGAUCCGGCACCUCUCGUGUAUAGAAAAAAAUAUGCAAAAACGUUUUUUUUUUUUAAAUGUAUCAAAUAAAAUUAUAAUAUGCAUAAAUUCAUUUACAGCACAAAUCCCAAGAAUUGCAUGUUGUUUAUGAAAAUUUUAACGUCAUUUGAACGAGUCGGAGAUUUGUUGAUACACUGAAAAGAUGGACCAACAAUUCACGCCCCUGACAAAAACAAAAAAAAACCUUUGGGAAUUCGCAGCAUCUGGGGGGCAAGCAGCCAUGAUCAAAUGAUAUUUCAACAUGGCAAAAAGACAGUUGCAUUUACCUGCCUUUUUUCAAGAAGAAGAAAGAUGGUUCAAAACGAGUCAGAAAAGCAACAACCGGGUAUGAGGGCAGCUGUAGCGAUCAUGCUAUCGGGCAGGACCGGGUGCAACAGGAGGCUAGCGCCGCAGCAGCCAGCCAGGUUCACGGACAGUCAGCCAAGCCGGGGCAGGAGGCUGCUACCGUGGCAGAGGGUGGUCAGGUUGAGCGCCACCCGGAGUGGGGGCCAGCUACAGCGUCACAAGUCAGCCAGGUGGACCACCAACAGCCGGAG
Molecule: messenger RNA, 6016 nt
Organism: Corythoichthys intestinalis (scribbled pipefish)
Lineage: Eukaryota; Metazoa; Chordata; Actinopteri; Syngnathiformes; Syngnathidae
Product: spartin-like
Exons: 9
Coding region: 208-1914 (568 amino acids)
Biological process (GO): cell division; negative regulation of BMP signaling pathway
Cellular component (GO): plasma membrane
Source: RefSeq, a predicted model, not a curated record